AUGGAAGUACAAGACAGAAUUCCAGCUGAUACAGAAGUAAAAGCAAGGUUUGAAUCUUAAGUUAUGGUAUAAUAUUGUGCUACAUUAUAAUACUGGAUCAUUAUUUCUAUGACUUGCUUCAACAACCUUGAUAACUUUGUUUUUAUAACUAUUUUUGCAAAACAAUAGUUUAAAAAAAAAAAAAAAGGUGCGGUCGGUUUAUAGCCUUAGAUCUUACAAUCAGUGCUGAGCCUCUGCUUUUUGUGUAAGGUAGUUUAACUGCCUUUUACCAUUACUUUACUCAAUUGAGUAUACAUUCGCUUGUAAGUAGAGACUGUUUUGUAAGAUACAUAAGGACAGUAUAAAUUUGUUUUGUGCCAACAUGGUUGCUGUGUAAGGUGUUUUGUAAGCACCUUUUACCAGUAUCUCUUUUUGAGUGCUAUAUUUAAUAGCGCUCAUCAAAGAGGACAGAAAUGAAUUUAUACUUAUUAAAAUUUCAGAAAAAGGAAAAGAACUCAUUCCUUGACGGCUAAGAGAAGACAAAGGCUUGCUCGCAACAAAAGGAAAAGGGAAGAAAGACAAAAGUCAAAAACGGGACUUGAAUUGCUGAUGAGUGAUCUAAAACAGAAAAAUCAGAAUCUGCAUGAAGCAAUAGGAGUAGAAAAGAAAAUGAAAGAAAAGUACUUCGAGAUGUGGAGAGCUUCAGAAAGGAAAAGAGAAACUAAAACAACUAAAUGUGUAUUCCAGGGAUGUGCAAGGAAUAAUAUGAAAAAAAAUAAUACUUCUAGGGAGCUUUUGCAAAUCCAACCAACAAUGCUAGAAGAUCUUGGACCAGAUGAUAACCUAAGUAGUGGCAGAUUUGGAACUGUGUGCUUAAAAAAAUUUAGAUCCACACCAGUUGCAGUCAAGUAUUUAGAGUCAUCUAGUGUUAAGGAAGUUCAAAGGAAGCUUCAUUUUUGGACAAAUGUUGUCACAUAAAUCUCCCCAUUAUAUUUGGGGUAAACACAAUGCAGAAGCCUUAUUUCAUAGUCGCAGAAUUUUAUGGUAAUGGAUCGUUUAAGGCCUUGACACUAAGAGAACUUUUACAUAAGGAUGAAGAACAUAUUAAAUCUUAUGUAAAUGGUCCAGAGUAUUGGCUUCAUUUAAGUUUCCAGAUUACUGAUAGUAUUUGCUAUUUACAUACUAUGGGAGUGCUCCACAAUGAUAUAAAACUGACAACAUUGUUGUUUCUGUAUCACCUGUAAAUGUUAUCACACCUAUCUUAAUAGAUUUUAGUAAGGCCACACUGAUAAGUGAAGGAAGAUUAAAGUUCUUACUGCUGCGGAGAAGGAUCGCUACCGCAAAGAGCACAUGCAAAUUGCCCCUGAACUCAUUGAGGGAACUCAUCCCCAAUCUGUUAAGAGUGACAUAUAUUCUCUGGGAAUUGUUUUUGCCAGUAUAUAUAAAUUUACUAAAUACAAACCCAUAAAAGAAUUAGCAAAAAAAAGUUUAAUGCCCUUUCAAACCAGAUGUACAUCAUCAGAGAUUUUAGCAAUUCUAAUGGAUCUUAUGAAAGUCUGAUUUACUUUUUUAGAUGACUUCAAUCUGAUUUGUUUGAAUUUGUUUCCAUCUUACUUGGAGUAAUGUUUUAUGCCAUUAUACAUAUCAGCCAUUGAUAAGGUGUUCAGGUGUCAUUGAAAUGAUAUAAUUGUUUUGCUUCAAGAUGUCAUGUUUGUUAAAUAAAAAGUCUAUUUUGAUCCAUUCCUUUCUGUCUUUAGGGACAUCCAUUAUCUACAGCUAUAUUUUACUAUUCAUACAGAAAGAGGCUGGAAUUUGAUAACAAAGUUAGCAGUCCCUGCCCUGAUGACAAUAUAGUGCUAAAUGCAAAAAUGCUUUGGCCAAGAGUGUUAACACUUCCAACCAGUUUCCGACUGGAUGUUACUAGAACACUGGCAAGCAAGGAGAAGCAGAACAUCAAUAAGAAGUUUAGAAGAGAGUUCAUAGGCUCAAUAUACGAUCAUUUUGCCCGCUACACUUUGUAAGUAUACUUGUUUGAUAUAUGUUUACCACUUUUUGAUUGAUGAAAAGCCAUCAGGAAUACAUUUUAUUGUGGUGUAGGGAAAUGCUAAAAUUGGCUUAUUGUAUUUUCAUCAAUGAGAUCUUAUGUUGAAGAAGAAGGUACUGGUAUUAGGUUACUAAUUAUUGUACAUUUCAUUUUAUUUUUUGGUUUGUGAAUUGUAGGUAUCCCACCAAACAUCAACUCACAUCUAUUUGUGAACUAAUAGUCCAGAAAUAUCCCUUCCUGAAAGAUACCUCAAUUGGUACUGGAUAUGUAAGUACCGAAUAAGUACUCUAAGGUUUUGAAACAAAUGAUAUGUUGAUAUCUGAUGCUGUUAUAUGAAAACAUGAAAAAGUUUGCUACAUAUCCCUCAAAAAGUUUUCAUAUCGAGGCCUUAAAGGUUGAUCAUGUUCACUAGUAAAAAUGCAAACCAUAUGUGACCUUGCAUUUUAGCUUAUUACAUGUUUUUUCAUGACCUAUCCAGAGUUUUCCAAAUUGCUGACUGAUUCAAUGAUCUAAUAAAAGGUAAUUUGAACAUUGACUCCCACAGUCAGAGAAAAGUCAGAGAAUUUGGCAUUUUUUUCAAGGUCGGGGAAUUUUGAUUUUGGUCAGGGAAAUUUGCAAUUCAUCAAAAUAGGGAAUUUUUCUUUCAUCUUUGCAACAUCUUCUUGGUGAUUAUGUUUCCAAAUGAAAUUUCCCAAAUAUUCCUGGUGUCCUUCAUAACAAUGACUAACUAGAAGUGUGCCAUUGGGUGAUGGAAAAAUUGGUUUUGGUUUUGGUCUUGGUCAGGGAAUUUAACUUUUUCAUAAGAGUGGGAACCCUGUUGAAUUAUGGCAUGAAAAUAAUACUACAGCUACUAGAAUGCUGGCACAGUUUUUUUUUUUAUUUUGAUUUAUUACUCCUUGAGUAGCUUUUGCGAAUACUAGGAGAUCAAAAAGGAGAUACAAAAGAGAUUCAAAAUCUGAAAAAGAAAAAAUAUAUGUGCAGAGGAUUCUAGUACUGAAAUGUCAUAUAAAUGCAAAUCAUCUAUUACAUCAGAGAUAAUUGAUUUCAAUACUAUUUCCAGGAUUCCUGGUACGCUAGUCUAUACGAAAAGUUCCGUAAUGAGAGAAAGUCUAUUAAAGAUGACCCGGAAGUAAUCCUCAGGAAAAGAAAGCCCAAAGAGAGUUCCAAAGAGUGUGUGAAAGCUAAGCUUCGCAGAGGAGCCAUAAACUGGGAGCCACCCUUUCCAGAGGGUGAGGAUGAGGUGUCUCUACAACGACAUAAAGAUUUUAUGAAGAGUGAAUUUGAAAAAAGGUCUCCAGAUUGGGCAAAGAUAAGCAAACGAAUGGCACUGACUUUCCCCAGCAGACGGAGACUAAUGAAUGACAAUAUGAGCAUCAAGGAAAUAAAAGAACACUACCCUACUCUAUUUAAGUUUGAACAGGUAUGUUAAGCUAUAUAUUGUUGUCCUUGUGAACUAUGAGUAUGAGCAAUCUAAUUGUGUUUUCUCUGUGUCUUUCAACAAGAAAGUUGUGUAGAAGAAGGAUGAGUUUAAUAAAACUACCCCCACAUUAGGGUGAUUGGCAGUCUGGUUGUUCUGUCAGGUCAGCACAAUUUGCUGCCUUGAGUAACUGGGCAAUUCUGGGUGUGUUGGGUGAUAUGCAGACAUCCUAUGCUUGCAAGAUGUGAAUGUCCUCUCUUACUUCAUAUGUUAACAGAAAUAUAGGAAUUAUUAUUGAUGCUAUUCAAACCUUUGUUCCUUAGAUACUGGCUGAAUUUGAAAGAAUUUUGGGUCUAAAUUCAAGUGUGGUGGAUUCAUUCAGGUCUAAUUUUCAGCAAGUCACUGACCCGAUUGUAAAACUAGGAAAGACAAAAAAUAAGAGUAAAUCAAAAGAAGAAAUCCAAACGUUCCUGCACCUCCUGGAGGAUGAUGAUAAUGACAUGAACGAAAAUGAAUCAGAACCAACAAUUGGUAAGAAAUAUAAAAGAAAACAAUAUCUUAUCAUGCGAGCUCGUGCUUUUCCCGUGUAUAGACCUAAUCAGAAUCAAAUGCAAAUUGCCCGUUUCAGACAAUGUGAUGUUUACAAUAUCGUCUCUGGAGAAUAGUUUCUUUGUUUUUCAUCACAUGGUCUGAAAUGGGCAAUUUGUAUAGUCAAGUAGGUCUAUUACAACCCAUUUUCAAGUGCAGCAACAGCACAUGCUCGAAAGGUCUGUCCUUUCAAACGUUUUAAUAUUUUUUUCAAAUUUUUGGGUAUCUGAUGUCUUCAUAUCAUAUUAUAAACAAUUUACUACACUGCUAGUUUGUGUGUUACCCUGGACAAUCUUACUCCUGAGCUGUAUUUUUUCUUGCACCGGAAGGUUUAAAAAAAAAAUACCGUCGCUUUACUAAAAUUUAUUCAGUGUUAACACAGAGCAGUGCAGUAAACCUCUAUAUUACUUUGGAUCACAAAUAUUAAAGGGCAUCAUACAAUUAAGUAAAAAACAGUGCAAAGAUUAAAACUAAGCCAGUUUUGAUGAACCUGGUCCAGUGUAAAUACCCUAAUUGUAGUGAAAUCAAUCUAAAUCUUUCAAUUAUUUCUAGAGGAACAAGCUGAAGUGGCCAUGGCAGUACUGCCAUACCUUCUUCUGCCAAAGUCUGGCCUUAUUUCAACAGAUGACUUUGUCCAUUUUGUAUUUGUAAGUAUCAUCAAAUUAUAUUUAUUUCUGAAAGAAUAGUUAAAAUUAAUGGUUCUAGCAUCUCUAUUUGAUUGACAAGAUUACAUUAUUUUAGGAUUUGGGUGCCACUCAAUUCCAACAAUUUCAUUAUUGAACAUAUCGGUACAUACAGCUUGUUAAGGUGACUGGCUACUUUUGGAAAUAAUGUUAAACUUUUUUUGAAACUACAAUUUUCCGAAGUAAAAUUUAAUGCUUUAUUUCAAAUCUGAAAAGAAAAAAAAAUUGGUGUCCAGAACUCUUUUUGAGAUAAUCAGCAUUUAAUGGUAGCCCUACGUACGAGUUUUUGGCAAAAAAAAAAAAUUGCACCACACAAAGUGACAAGAAAAAAAAAAGUCAUAGUAGAUAACAUAACAGAUUUUACAGCUAAAUUAUUAUUCAUAUGAUAGCUAGCAGUCUAAUAUAAUUCGAACAUUAAUUAUGACCUAUCAUAUUGUCAGUCAAAAGGAGGUGCCAGAAAUCACAUUGGUUAUAGUGGUUCCCGAAAUUCUGCGAACUCAUUAGUUGCACAUUUGGAAAUAAUUUGGUUUUUCAUUGCAGCUAGUCAAAAAUAUAAAAGGCACCGACUGAUUAUCAUUGAUUGACAGAAGCAAUAGAUUCAAGAAAUUCUCGUCAAUAAAUUUGACAAGCUGUAUUUUAAAAAAAAACAAAUAUUGUUUUCAAACACAAUAAUUAUUGACUCUGGAGUUUUACUUUUUGUAGGAAGAUGAAGAUAUUGAUGAGAUCGUGAAGAUUUCCAACAAGCCUUUUCCAAGAAUUGUAUUUAAAGGGCAGCUAAGUUCCCCCGACGCUAUCUAUAUAAUAGCAGAUCAGCAAGUGCUAUGCAGCUCAACAAACACCACUCUGUUGGAGGCCACAGUCUGUUUGAUGGCAUGUUACUAUGUGUUCCUUUAUGACUAUCCAAGUGGCCUCAAUAACUUCUAUUUGUACUUGCAAAAGUGCAUAUUGCAACUUCAGGAUGGGAAGAAGCUACCAUCCACAGUAAUUAAUUUUGUAAAUGACAUUGAUGCUAUGUCAAAGAUCUGA
This is a messenger RNA of Pocillopora meandrina, 5737 nucleotides long. The record is from the annotation of a GenBank genome assembly. Lineage: Eukaryota; Metazoa; Cnidaria; Anthozoa; Scleractinia; Pocilloporidae.